AUGCAGUUCCGCAGACGAAGAAGCUCAGUUCUGGAUGAAAUCUCAAACGAAAUGCUGCUCUUUUGUGUUUCGUGGGUCAUCUUGACCCUUUGGAGUGUUCAAUGUCAGUCAAUUGUCGAUGAGUAUCAGUGGAAAGAAGUUCAAUUUGCAAAUCUCCCUUUAUCAACGGAUGCCUAUAUCGGACCAUUUCCUUACUUCCUACCGGAGAAUAAUGAUGUCCUGGGUUCUGCAUAUCAUGCCAAGAGCAGGACCAUGUUUGUUGCCAUAUCACGGCUGAGAGAAGGAGUUCCAUCGACUUUGAACGCUUUCUGUGCAGAUGAUUACGCGCCAGGCAGCAGUCCUGUGCUUUGGGCUUUUCCUGACUACAAAACCAAUACACUUCAUCCCGAGGACUUCAGUCAAGGAGCUCGCAGUGUUAAGGAACCGCCUGAAGAGCCAGUAGAUGAGUUUAGACAUAAGAGACCUCUUGGAUCGUACAGUCAAUCGAAUUACCGCAUCAUAUCGGUUUAUCAUCCAAUCGUGGAUAAUGAGUGCGACAGAUUGUUCAUUCUAGACACAGGAAUCAUGAGAAACACAGACGACACGACGUACUUUGUCCAAAGACCUGCCUUAUUGGUCUACGAUCUCUCGCGGUAUGUUUGUUCUUCGGGAAAUGUUCAACUGAUAAAGAGGGUCGAAUUGCCGGAAAGUGUGUGGAAAAAUUCGCUAGGCUUCGAUUAUCCAACAGCAGAUUACCAAUAUAAGGGUACUUGUGAUGAUUUGUUUGUCUACAUGAACAACAUCUUUGACAAUUCAAUCGUCGUACUUGACUAUGCAAAGAAUGACUUCUGGAUGUUCGCCAAUCACUCCUCCUUCGUUCCUGUGCCCAGUGAAUCGCAAGUUCUGGACAAUUACCAACUCAACUAUGGCACAAUGAAUGUGGAAGUCGGCUGGCCGGAUAAGAAAGGCAAUAAGAUUGCCUAUUAUGCGCCCGGAGCGAGUACAGCGGAAUACGCGACGACCACUAAAGUUCUGAAGAACCGUCGAAUGACUCACACUUAUGGCGCUGAGUUCAGGAUUGUAGGUUAUGAAGGCUGCAAGGGAUCCAUUCAUAGGCAAUUCUUCGACAAGAAUUGCGGAGUUAUGUUCUUUGCUCAUAUGGCUUCAGGUCAGGUGACGUGUUGGAACGUCGGGAAACCAUUCAAUCCCAACAAUUUGGGAGUGAUUCUGCAAACGGAUCCUCAAGAGGUCUUUUCGGAAGUUUAUGUGGACAGCGAAGGAUACCUUUGGAUGCACUCUUGUCACAUUCACCAGCUUCUGGGCAGCACUGAACCUCUAGAUCUGACUCAGGUUAACUCCCGAAUAAGGAAAUUCAGAGUUUUGGACGCUAUUCAAGGAACUGUUUGUGACACUUUCGGACAACUUCCAGAUGAAAUUGCUUGGGAGUAUUUUGACGAGUUGUAGAGUGAUUUUAAGAUGGAAAUAAAUCAAUGC
Molecule: messenger RNA, 1473 nt
Organism: Phlebotomus argentipes
Lineage: Eukaryota; Metazoa; Arthropoda; Insecta; Diptera; Psychodidae
Product: L-dopachrome tautomerase yellow-f2-like
Exons: 2
Coding region: 1-1443 (480 amino acids)
Cellular component (GO): extracellular region
Source: RefSeq, a predicted model, not a curated record